Molecule: messenger RNA, 2923 nt
Organism: Achroia grisella
Lineage: Eukaryota; Metazoa; Arthropoda; Insecta; Lepidoptera; Pyralidae
Product: WD repeat domain phosphoinositide-interacting protein 3-like
Exons: 6
Coding region: 162-1208 (348 amino acids)
Biological process (GO): protein localization to phagophore assembly site; protein lipidation; autophagy of mitochondrion
Cellular component (GO): cytosol; extrinsic component of membrane; phagophore assembly site membrane
Molecular function (GO): protein binding; phosphatidylinositol-3,5-bisphosphate binding; phosphatidylinositol-3-phosphate binding
Source: RefSeq, a predicted model, not a curated record
UCUGGAUUCUAGUAGACAUACUCUCUGUGAUCUGUGUUAAUUGUUUUGUUUUCUUGUAUUCUGCUACGUGCUAUGCUAGACUAAAUUGUAUUAUCUUUUGUAUUCUUAUUUUGACGUGCAAUAGUUUUGUAAUAAACCAUUACCAUUAGCAUUCUUUUAAAAUGAAUUUAUCAGACGAUAACAAUUUUGGAAAUGGACUUUUAUAUGUAGGAUUUAACCAAGAUCAAGGUUGUUUCGCUUGCGGAACGGAGAAUGGAUUUCGUGUAUUCAACAGUGACCCACUAAAAGAAAAAGAACGCCAGAAUUUCUCCGAUGGUGGACUAUCUUACGUGGAAAUGUUGUUUAGAUGCAAUUAUAUGGCUUUAGUCGGUGGUGGUGCGACACCAGUUUACCCGCCUAACAGGGUGAUAAUAUGGGAUGAUUUGAAAAAAGAUUCAGCUAUAUCACUAGACUUUAACAAUCCUGUUAAAGCUGUGAAAUUGAGAAGAGAUCGCAUUGUUGUUGUUUUAGAAAAUCUCAUUAAGGUGUACACAUUUACGGCACAGCCGCAAUUACUGCAUGUGUUUGAGACAUGCCUUAACCCUCGUGGAUUAUGUGUAGUCUGCCCAAACAGUAACAAUGCAUUACUUGCUUAUCCGAGCCGCAAAUGUGGACAUGUGCAGUUAGUAGAAUUGAGCACUCAAACAGGCACAAGCGCUACUCCAGAUGGGCACCUUAUAAGUGCACAUGAAGCACCAUUAAGUUGUUUGGCCUUAAACGUUGGCGGGACGAGGUUGGCUACAGCUUCUACAAAGGGCACACUUAUUAGAGUGUUUGACACAGCCACUGGUCAAAAAUUAGCUGAACUCAGGCGAGGUGCUAACCAAGCAACUAUUUACUGCAUAAAUUUUAACCAUACGAGUACUAACUUAUGUGUAACGUCCGAUCAUGGUACAGUGCAUGUGUUCAGUCUUGAGGAUGAGAAACUCAACAAGCAAUCUAGUCUGGCCACAGUCAACUUCUUACCAAAAUACUUCUCUAGCAAUUGGAGUUUCUGCAAAUUUACUAUUCCCAAUGGGCCACCUUGCAUCUGUGCAUUUGGAGUUGACAAAAGUUCUAUUAUUGUUAUAUGCGCUGAUGGUUCUUAUUACAAAUACAAAUUUAACGAGAAAGGAGAGUGCACCAGAGAUGUAUACGCCCAAUUUCUGGAAACUUCUGAGGAUAGAUAAAAUGUAAUAAUUAAGCUAUGGAUAUGACUACAAAGAAGUUAGUCAUUACUUAGAAAGUGGUGCAUUAAUUUCUUAUAAAAAACUGACUGGCAUUAUGCUGUGACAUUCUAUCUAUUCUUAUUAUAAUGAAUGAUAGCCAAUUUAUUAAAGCGUUAUGUAAUUAUGAGAUACCCCUUAAUAUGAAUUGGGCAAGUGAUAUUUAUUUAAUACCUGCUAACAUAGAUUUACUGUUCUUCUACAAUGAUUUGUGUAAAAUGAAAUGCACUAUAGUCAAUGUUGUAUGUAGUUAUAAUGUAAUUUUUAUGUUUUAACAAUUUUAAAAAUUAUGUUGAUUAAAUGUGAUACAGCAAAUUUAGUAAUUUAGUAGGUAUAUAUAAAAUAAUUAUUUCUUCGGCUGCCUUUACAUUUUUAUGUAAGUUUUACUGAUGCAAGUACCUUGCGUAAUAGACUUACACCAGAUUUACGUAUGUAAACAUUUUAGUAAAUAACAUAUCGUAUUUUUUACAUGAUCGUUUAUUGAAACAUGUAAUAUUAUAUUAUCUGUGUUGAAACGUACUUUCGUAAGUAAAUCUUAAAGAUAAUGCCGACCAUUGUUGCACAAUGAUUUCAGAGUCUCAUUAUUAACAAAAUUAAAACUAUAAUUUAUCAGUUGUCCAUCAACUGAUUGUUUUGAAUAAGUACAAUCGGCUUUAAUAAUAUUAUGCGACAAUAAAUUGGCAGCAAAGUUUUAAUUGACAGAACAUUGGCAGCAAGUUUUAUUUUAUCUAAAUUUUUUAUUAUCAGAUAUUGUUUUCAACAAACAAAUCUUAUUGUACUGUAUCUUCCAAGUUGAAGUGCAAUAACAAGACAUUUAUUUUAGUAUAGAGAUAUGCGUGUUCUUAAGAUUUUAUAAUGUUUACACUUAUAAUAUUGAAUAACAAUAAAACUCAAGUUCGUCUUUGGCGAUACAAUCUAUAUGAAACUAGCUGUACUUUGAUAUGUAUAAAGAAUUGAGAUAACCUAAUUUUUAAAUGAUAAUUCUCACGGAUGAUUUUCUCGCUGAUGUACUGUUUUCAGGGAUGAUUUUUGUAAAUCCAUUUCCAUCUGGUACGUAUAAUCUAAUAAUAUUGAAAUUAUACCCUGCACAAGCAACUUCAUUAUGAGAAUGCGAUAAAUAAUUAUCUUCAUAUAAAUGUGAUGAUGUCAUUUCUCAAACAGUAAUAUAAAAUUAUUUACCACUAACUUGAUUAAUCUCAGAGUAACGCGCCGUAAGAGACCACUGAUCGAUAUGGGAUCCUACAAGUUUGGAAUCGAGACUAGGAUCUAAAGUGUAGACAGAGAAAGACCAAGAUAUCAUGUAUAUAAAAACAUGUUUCAAAUAACCACUUUCUGUCGAUUUAAACAUUGAUGACGCAAGGAUGUCUUUAGAUCAUAUCGGUAUGCUAUGACCAUUUCAUCAUUUGUAUGUUGCAAUUGGAAGGUAUAAUUGACAAAUAAUCAGUGAGAAAAUUACUCGUAGGUAAACAACUCAACUCUUAACUAAGACGAUAAAUCUAUGUAAUGUUGGUCAAAAUGAAACUUGUACUCUUUUAGUGAAAACUGGACUGGUAUCGUAAUCUUUAUACAAUCCUGAAUUAAUGGCUGUAAGUGAGUCUCAAAAGUUUUGUUUAUACAUAUUGUUAUCACUACUUCUUUAUUGUUUUAGCUCUGGUAAAUCUAGUAUGUUGGUAUAAUUA